AAGACGUUGGCGAGGAGAACUUCUGCAGCGAGACGACUUCACGAGCCUUGCAAACACACACGAUGAAUCGCUCUAUGUACGCUACAGUGGUGGUGGUGGUGGCGUUGGUGUUGGUGGUCGGCGUAGUGGUGGAGGCGGCUCCUGCUGGGGAUGGAAGGAUAGACGAAGGAGGAGUGGCUGCCUUCAGGAGAAGUCUCUACGGGCCUGGAAGAUCACCCGAGCGCCGAGCCAAUAACCAGUGUUCGAGCAAUGCCCGCAAGCAGUACGUGUGCGAACUGUGCGCGAAGCAAACCAAGUCCCUCCAGGUGUACACGCUCUGCUGCGACGGCAUCGACAACGCCCAGACCUGGUGCGAAAGCUUCAUUGGUUUCGGCAUCACGGGCGUCUGAAGCCCCGAGUCCGACCUGCAGCUUCAACCUCAUCCUCCUCAUCCGCACAAGUUCCUUCCCAACUCACCCAGAAACGAAAAAAGACAAGAUGAAUCUUUGAUGAAUAUUCUUUUUUUUUUCUUCUUCUUCUUCACCCCUUUCUCUCAGUACGUAUUACUUCCUUUCUUUCUUUCUUCUUCUCUCUCUCUCUCUCUCUCUCUCUCUCUCUCUCUCUCUCUCUCUCUCUCUCUCUCUCUCUCUCUCUCUCUCUCUCUCUUUCUCUCUCUAUCUCUCUCCCUUUCCUCCGAAUCUCACCCGCUCUCCCACUUGCAAGACGCCGGAAAGACCAGCGAGAUCAAGGUAGCAAACCGCAAGCGACGAAGGAGAAUGGAAAACGGAUAUUGGAAAGCUAGACAUGGGAUACCUGAUAAAGAAUAGGAGAUGAAAAAGAAGCUCGAGAGGACAUGAGAAGGAAUCGGUGGUGCUUUUCUUCGACGGGAAAUCAAGGUCCUCGCAUCUCGAUUUCGUUUCCGUCACUGCUACGGAGUCGUGCUGGCGUGCCGGUGACCCAAGCUUAAAGAAGCGGCUUUUGACUGUAUAUCUUAAUCUGCUAGGCCCACUUUCACUUAUAGAGAAGUCUCUGAUGCAUAUCUAGGAGUGGCUGUCGUUCAAGAGUUCAAAGAUAUACUGAUAUUAGACUUGGUUGAGUGAUACACACACUUGAAUAUAUAUAUGUAUAUAUAUAUAUAUAUAUAUAUAUAUAUAUAUAUAUAUAUAUAUAUAUAUAUAUAUAUAUAUAUAUAUAUAUAUCUGUGUAUGUGUGUGUGUGUGUGUGUGUGUGUGUGUGUGUGUGUGUGUGUGUGUGUGGAUGCGUGUAUAAGUUUGCUGCAUGGCAACUCGUGUUCCUGUUGCCAGCUCACGGCAACCACUGUACUAUCUGUAUAAUACCAAUGAACAAUGUUUUCUUGACAGUUAUGCCACAGAGCCCAAGCCUUCGAAUAUAUGUCUCUGCAGCAUUUUCAUUUGCCUUGGAUCUUUGUUAUAAUUGCUAUUAUCAUUGUUACCGUUAUUGUUAUUAUUAUCAUUAUUAUUUUAUUAUUAUUAUUAUCAAUAUAAUUAUUAUUAUUAUUAUUUAUUACCAUUAUUAUUAUUAUCGUUAUUAAUAUCAUUACCAUUAAUGUUAUUAUCAUUAUCAUCAUUAUUGUUGUUGCAUUAAUUUGUCACUAUAACUGGUGUUGUUACCACUGUUUCUGAUAACAUUAUUGUUAUUGUCAAAAAUAUGAUUAUUAGCAGUGCAUUUCUAGUUAUCAUUAUUAUCAUUAUCAAUGCAACUAUCCCAGUGUUCACCCAUGGACGCUGUGAUUCGUAGCUAUAAUAUAGAGCCUGAAAUACAGCUUAAACUAGAGUCUGCUGCAGUGUAGGGUAUAAUAGAUUUCUGAGUGAGGGAAUUCAAGUCCAGAAUGAUAGGUUAAGUGCGAUAUGGAUCCCAGGGUAUGCUAGAUCAAAAAUGGCGUAAGGUCAAGAGAUAUAAUAAAAGAGAGGAGUCUUAAAAGUCCAGGAUAUAAACAGUGUAUACAGGUAAGGUCGUGUAAGGUCAAGCUAGGGAGAAUGCAAUUUUUUUUUCCCAAGUGGCUGGCAGGAUCCUUGCGCCCCUCGUGGUUGCAAUGGAGUCCUGGGCGACCCUCCCUUAACUGCAGGUCGAUGCUUUGACCUGGCAUGACCUUGUCCCUCCCAAAGCCUCUCUUGGUACUGUAUAGGUUUUAGUUGAUGUACAAAAAAAGAUAUAGAGUUUUAUAUUUUACUUAAGUCUCAAUAUCGUAUUUAUUCAGUUUGUAUUUAUUGCGUGAGUCCCAAAGUGUCUGCAUGCACAAUGUGAUGUCGUGAAUAAAAGCAGAAGCAGAAUUUAUAUCAUUUAUUAAUAAAAAAAAACAAUAUAU
Molecule: messenger RNA, 2305 nt
Organism: Penaeus indicus
Lineage: Eukaryota; Metazoa; Arthropoda; Malacostraca; Decapoda; Penaeidae
Exons: 3
Coding region: 63-389 (108 amino acids)
Source: RefSeq, a predicted model, not a curated record